Messenger RNA from Micropterus dolomieu (smallmouth bass), 720 nucleotides. RefSeq lists its product as uncharacterized. Lineage: Eukaryota; Metazoa; Chordata; Actinopteri; Centrarchiformes; Centrarchidae. The transcript is spliced from 2 exons. The annotation marks the transcript as partial. The record is from RefSeq and is a predicted model, not a curated record.
CAGAGGAUCAAGAUGGUACAGAGGCUGCUCGCUGGGGGGGGUCUGGCUUUUUGGCUGGACUUCUUUCAUGAGCAGGUGGGGCGGUGUGGGCCCUGUGGUUUGUUUAACCUCUGUGGGGUCCCCACUGCCUCGCAACUUGAGCUUCUUGAUCCUCUUUUUGCGGAGGCGCUUCAGGUGUGGGGCAGGGUCCGCAGGCUCCUUGGGACCUCCAUCGGGACACGUGAGCAGGUAUUGGCACAGCCGCUUAAACGAAACCCGUGUCUGCCCCUGGUGGGGCGACUCAUGGCCAUUCGCCCCUACUCAAUGUGCGGUUUCCAUCAGGUCCGCCACCUGGUGGCUGGUGGAGGGGGUAUUGAUGGGGAGCGGGUCACUUGUGUCCUCCGUACUCAUGGUGUGUUUCAGAGUUUCAGGGCCGUGGCGCGCUGGUGUUCCAGGGUGGAGGCGGCCCUCCCGGGCUCCUGGGUGCUGGCUCUGAGGCGGGGAUCUACGGCCCGGCGGAGUGAGCAUGGCAGUCCGGACGUCUCCCUUCCUGAGUUCCAUCUGCUGGGAGAUGGCCCUCCCACGUCGCUGGCUUUCAUGACACCCAAGAAAUGGUACCAACUACUGAUUCAGGAGGUGCGGCGGCCGCCAACGGCGGAGGUGGUGUGGGGGCAGCUGUUCCCUGGCUGGGAGACAGGGGACAUUUGGUGCCGGGUGGACCUCCGCUUUGCUGGGCCUGCG